AUGUUCUUUGUUCUCUUCCCAGAUUUUUGAUCAUUUUGUCCUGAGAAUAUUUGACACUCAUAAGAAAGUGAAGCAGAAGGCGCUGGACGUGCUGGCAGAAAUCAUAGGACUCCUGGAAGAUGCCCUGAACCCGGUGAUGAUCCGUUUGGUUGAAGGGAUAACAAAGAACCUAAACUCCAAGGAUCCCGGGGUUCAUGCCGCAGCUGUGAAGGCACUGGACCAAUCUGUGGUUCAUCUAGAUGAAGUAUCACUGAUGAAAGAGCUCAGCCACCAAUGGAGCCAACUGAGUGGUGAAGCUCUGCUGGAUGUCACGGAGCGGAUCACAGUGCUUGUGGAAUGGGUUUAUGCCAGGAGCCCUGAAGUGGUCCAGCGCUACGCCCUGCCCGUGCUCUGGUCCUGCCUGGAGAACAAGGCGCUGCCUGUCCGAAGCGCCAACGUCUGCGCUGUGGUCACCAAGCUUGCCUGCGCCCUCUGCGAGGCGAUGGGCGCCCAGAUAAUUACUUGUGCUGCCAGCAAGCCUCCACACGUGCAGGACAACCUCUCCAGCCUUUUGGGCUGGUGAAAGCAUCGUGUUCUCCAGAAAGCGGACCAAGUUCUGAGUUGGACACCUCUGGACGUGACAUUUUAGCUGUGCCAAAAAUGACAAUAUACAAAGGAAGGGUGUGCAUCUGCCCCUGCUCUAAUUAUCGCCCUUCCUAGUCAUAACAUGGGAGGCCAUAAGCAAUUCCAGACUGUGGAAAAGGUGGAGACCAAGCAUGGACCAGCCUCACACAGAGGCCUGACUGGCUACCCUCUGGCCAAGAGGUUUUCCCUGGCAAGUCCCUCCAUGCUCCUUCCCUCCAAGCCACUGCCUCCCAUCCAGAGGAGCUCUCCUGCUGCCAUGUUAAGUAAGAUGUUCCACGGAGAGCAGA
This is a messenger RNA of Motacilla alba alba, 911 nucleotides long. RefSeq names its product TOG array regulator of axonemal microtubules protein 2-like. The transcript is spliced from 4 exons. Lineage: Eukaryota; Metazoa; Chordata; Aves; Passeriformes; Motacillidae. The coding region runs from base 137 to 562 and encodes 141 amino acids. The record is from RefSeq and is a predicted model, not a curated record.